CUUACAUCUUAUUCUUCUAUCUACCCCGAUAUUAUCUUUUUCUCUAUCGAUUGGGAUUUCAACAUCUUAGUUUUAAUUUGUUCUUUUUUUGAAUAAUAAUCGUUUAUGGUUUUAUAAUUUUCCCUUAUUCUAUUUUAUUUUCCUCUAAUAAUGGGUUUGUUUCUGUGGUAUUGAAUUUAGGGUUUCUAUCUUUUUAUUACCUAUAUAUAUAUAAGCUAUAUAUAUAUAAUCGGAGCAAGUUACUUAUAAUCACUGGUAUUGUUUUCUUGUCAAGGUUUACAUCAUUGGACAGGGAGAUUGACUGAAUAGUAGAUAUGUCUGAAAGCAAAAACAUGUCUUCGCCAUAUGUUAUCCUUGAAAACCGUUCCCUUGACCAGUGGAGAGUAACUGAGCUGAAAGACGAACUCAAAAGACGCAAACUAAUGACGAAAGGGUUGAAAGAUGAACUUGUUAAGAGGUUGGAUGAAGCUAUUCGUGCUGAAAUAUCAAAACAGGCUGACCAAACUCAUGACAAUGGUGUCAAUAAUACUGACCAACCCAAGGUUCCAUCUGAUGAGGCAACAACCAACUUGAUUGUUGCAGAGGAUACCACCAGUGUCAUGGAUAACAGCAGUGCCAAAAAUGAAAGCUUAGAGGACAAUAACAAGAUAGAUUUAUUAGAUAAGACUCAGAGCUUAGAGAAAGAUAAAGUAACAGAGGAUUUCGAUAACGAUGUGAGCUUAGAAAAAGAUAACAUGCCAGCAAAUUUGGGUAGUGAAAACAAGAAUAGUGAGGUUAUGAUAACUGAAGAGGUCUCAAAGUUGCAACCGGGUGCUGGAGAGUCAAAUGAAGAACUCAAGCCUAAUUCAACUGAUAUUGGCAGCCAUGAAGUUGAGGUCAGCCAUGUAAUAUCUGAUUCUAUUUCUAUUGAUACUGCUAUGUCAAUUAGUGAAAAGAAUGAACUUAAGGAUAUUGUAAUUGCUGAUGAUGUCAAAUUAGAAGUCGAUUAUAAGCCUGAGACAGAGUCAGUUGUGGCUGAUGAGUCACAUGAGGACAAGGUUACUACCGAAGAAAAAGAUUUCAGCAUUUCUGAGAGUAUAAAUAUAGACAAGAAAAAUGAUAGUGGAGAUAUGGGUUCUCCUGAGAAAUUAAAUUUAGAUCGAAGUUCUGGUGAUGAUUCCAUGGAUGAGGAUACAUUAGAGAAUAAACAAGUUGACUCGAAAGAUGUAGGAGAUAUGAGGGAGAAAACAGAGGUGGGUGUGGUUAAAGAGGAUGGGCCUGUUGAUGUAAUGGUUGAGGAUACACCUGCUGCCAAGAAUACUGAAAGUGAGCUGACUGCGGUGUUGACAAAAAGAAAACUUGAUGACAAAUCAGCAGUGGCAAACAGUGAGGUAACAAAGAAACAGCGCAGGUGGAAUUCUGAAGGCCAGAAGGUCCCUGGACAACAAACUAAUACUUCCGCAUCUACUACACCUAAGGGUGCGUUCCAGGCCUCUAAAAAGAACAGUUUUUCGAGAUCUGAUACUUCAGUUAGCAAUGAGGUUCCGAAGGAACGUGUUGUGCCUCCAUCAUCAAAAACUCCUACUACUUCUCUCAGAAUUGAUCAUUUUGUGCGUCCAUUCACUCUAAAAGCUGUGCAAGAUCUUCUUGGUAAAACUGGUUCAGUUGUUAGUUUUUGGAUGGAUCAUAUCAAGACUCAUUGUUAUGUUACUUAUUCAUCAGUUGAAGAAGCUGUAGACACCCGAAAUGCUGUGUACAACCUUCAAUGGCCAGCGUAUGGAGGACGUCUUCUUAUAGCUGAGUUUGUGGAUCCGUCAGAGGUGAAGAGUCGAACUGAAGCUCCUUUGCCAUCUCCGGUGGCUCCUGUCAACAUCAGCGCACCCGCCAAACCUCAACCACCUCCAGCUGCCAAGAAACCACCACAGCAGCAGCUUCCUCCACCUCCUCCACCCCCAGCAGCCAAGAAACCACCUCAACAGCAGCUUCCUCCACCGCCCCCGCUCCCACUUCCACCACCACCACCAUUGUCACGUCCACCACAAUCCAGAGAACCGGCUCUUCCUCCACCUCCUCCGCUCCCUGCAAAAUUCGAACCUCCAAUUCUUACACUAGAUGAUCUGUUCAGGAAGACAAGAGCAACUCCUCGUAUCUACUACCUGCCAUUAUCCGAUGAACAAGUUGCCGCAAAACUGAAGGGUAUGCAGGUGUUGCGUUUAGGAAGGAACUGUUGGAGCAGAGAAGAAGCUCGUUUGGUGAUAGUCUUAGAUGUAAUCGAGGAACCUCCAUUUGUAUUAAGACACAAAUGUUUCAACUCUUACACUUUUGAGUUGAUGAAAACUAAUAUUCUCCUUUAUUUUUCGGAUAUUAUUGUUCUUAAAACGUUGUACCGGUGGUUGAGGUUACUUUUGUAUGCCGAGACGAAAUGUUUUCCUGGAGAUGGUUUUUACAGUCAUGUUCUCUGGUUAAAGGGUGUUUGGAUGUGAAUUUUAGAUUAGUUGGAUUA
Erigeron canadensis is the source of this 2482-nucleotide messenger RNA. Its product is annotated as apoptotic chromatin condensation inducer in the nucleus-like. Gene Ontology annotation, molecular function: nucleic acid binding. The transcript is spliced from 6 exons. The record is from RefSeq and is a predicted model, not a curated record. Lineage: Eukaryota; Viridiplantae; Streptophyta; Magnoliopsida; Asterales; Asteraceae. Bases 315 to 2462 code for a protein of 715 amino acids.